Molecule: messenger RNA, 1086 nt
Organism: Batrachochytrium dendrobatidis JAM81
Lineage: Eukaryota; Fungi; Chytridiomycota; Chytridiomycetes; Rhizophydiales
Exons: 2
Coding region: 1-1086 (361 amino acids)
Source: RefSeq, a predicted model, not a curated record
AUGAUCACUGAGGGUGUUCCUAGUUCCUACUUGGUCCAGCCUGGAUUUUUGAUUGUCUUUCAGUUUGUCAUUGUAAUCAUAUUAACAAAUAUAGCCUUAAUAGUCUACGUAUUGUACACUCUUUCUAAAAAAAAUCAAUCAGCCAAAAGCUUCAAGAUUGCCAUCAUCUUGCUCAAUAUGAUUGCAGUGCUUUUACAAAUUGCAUGUGCUUUCUCUACAUACUCUUAUAGUCUUGAAGUUUGUUACCUCUGCAACAUAUACGAGAUUUCAUUGGCAUUAUGUCUGGGGGGAAUGUGCUUACUGCAACUGGAGGUUCGGUUCAUUUUCGAUAUUCUGUUUUCUAAUAGUCAUACAGCUACAUGGUCCGAUUUUCAAAAAAUAAAACUAAGAGCAAUAGUCAUCUCACUGCAUCUGCUGCUGUGCUGGCCAGAGUAUCUUCACAGAGUGCUCACAAUCAAGGACUCUUGGUACAUCACUUGGUGGAUUGGUGGCUUGGGUAUUCAAUCUGUUAUUCUUGCCUGCUUGAGCGUAUUCCAGGCCUAUAGCGUCAUUAAUGCGCUUCUCAAGACAACUAGAAGACGAUCGAGCAAAUACGUGCGCAUAGCGCACCGUCUUUUAAUGACUGCGAUCAUAUUGGUCAUUGUAUUGUCAUUUGCUUCAUGGGCAGCGUCUAUAGGAGCCGGCAUUUUAUUACGCAAACCAGAUAUAGAGCUUAAUCGAUUGGGAACGCUUGGCGACCAGCUUUCUGUCAGUGGCGUGGCUUUUGAAGUUCUUUUUGAAUCAAUUGCCUUGCUAGUUAUGAUUGAUCUAGUAAGCCGCGAAAGAAUGUCGGACAGUAGCAGCACUACUAUGACUGAACAGUCAAGGUCCAUACAGUCACACUCUAGCAGUGGUGCACACAGUGAAACCGUACUGAUCACAGUGCUUGAAAAAGAAGACCGUGCACCACAUGCAUCUGCUGCUCGGGCUGAUAGAUCCAAACCCAGUAUAUUUGGCAACAGUGUAAAUACUAGUUUUAUACGAAAACUAGAUGCACGAUUAAACGAUUUAACUCGGGGAUCCACCUCCUCCCUUGAUUCCAGAUAG